Molecule: messenger RNA, 342 nt
Organism: Dibothriocephalus latus
Lineage: Eukaryota; Metazoa; Platyhelminthes; Cestoda; Diphyllobothriidea; Diphyllobothriidae
Source: the annotation of a GenBank genome assembly
AUGCUUCGGCAAAAGCCUAACCAGACACUCGAUGAUUUUGCAGCCGAACUCAACCGUUUGGCCGCCCUCGCUUUCCCCUCCAGCCCGGACCCCCACCGACAAAGCCAGGUUUUGCACCGUUUUAUGACGGGACUCUUUGACCCUAAGAUCUCUGAAGCGCUAAUCACCCACCCACCGCCCCUCCUCCCUGAAAGCCGCACUCGACUUUUGCCGUUUUUACCAAUCGUAUCGCUCAAUCCAUCGGCCAUCACCGGCAUCCCCCUCUCCACAGUCAGCCGCACCCAGCCCAUCUACUUCUGUUCGCCUGACGACUCGCCCUACCUUCCAACCAACAACUUUUAA